UGGACUGGAUUGGAGGUAUUCGUUGCUCAGCCCUGGUAAUGUAGUAAUAUUCCUUUGCUCCUUCCCCCUUCAACCCUAAUGACUAGGAAAAGACGCAGUGGUGGCCACGGCGGAGGCGGUGGCGGUGGCUUGGAGAGGCUACCAGAUAGCAUAAUCUACGAAAUCCUGGAAAGGGCGGAUUUAGAGACGCUUUGCUCCGCAGCUUGUGUCUCCGACACCAUUCGAUCCUCUGUCUACCGUGUCCUUUCCUCUCUCCCCACUCUCGAUCUCUCUUCGUUUUCUCCAGAUGUGGAGACUCUGGAUUGCAUUCUGAAUCGGUUUGGGGGAGGACUCAGAAGCCUCACCGUUGAUUGCCUACGCCUCCAUGAUUCUUCUUUCGUCACCAAUUUGCUUGGAGAACAAAUCCAGGAAUUGAAUUUGUUCAAGGGUUCAUUCUUAUCGCAUGAAGUUCUUGCUUCCAUUGGACGAACAUGCCCUAAUUUACGGGUACUUGUGCUGGAAUUGGCAGGAGGAGACUCACCAGAGAUGUUCAAGAGGAACCUUACACAUAUGCUUAACAGUUGCUCAUGGUUGGAGUCACUUUGUAUAAAGAUCCGAGGGACAGAACUUGAUGCAAAUGGUUUUCAGUCAAUGAAACUGUCUCUUCCCAAAACUGUCAAAGUUCUAAAAUUGCAGCCACUGCUUAUACAAGAUGCCAUCCAUUUCAUACGUGAACUCAGAGAUGACAACAUUUUUUUGCAGAACUCAACUAGACUCAGCAUCCCUGUCUGUCCAGUGUCUCCUGGUUUCGCUUUGCAGAGUUUAUCACUUGUCUUAGAUAUUAUAUCUGAUGAGCUUGUCAUCUCCAUCACUAAGUCUCUCCCAUUUUUGGUCGAGCUCGAUCUUGAAGACAGACCUAUCGAGCAACCACAGCUGCCCUAUGACUUGACAAAUAGCGGCCUUCAGACCUUGGGGACUUGUCAGCAUUUAACUGGUCUCUCUCUUGUACGAAAUAGACAAAAUCACCCAGUUUCUUUCAAAGCAGUAAAUGAUAUGGGCAUGUUCCUCCUUUCUGUGUGUUGCAGAGGCCUACAAUCAGUGACAUUCGGUGGAUUUUCUAAAAUCAGUGAUGCUGGCUUUGCAGCAAUUCUACAAUCCUGCAAUGACUUGAAAAAAUUCGAAGUUCGCAACGGAUCACUAUUAUCAGACUUAGCAAUUCAUGAUAUGAAAGAGGCCCCCUGUUCCCUUGUUGAUGUGAAGUUGUGGUCUUGCAGUCUUAUAACUAGUGAAAGCAUCGAUGAAUUGGCCUCUUCGAAUGACUUGGAGGUGCUUGACUUGUCUGGCUGCCGGAGCAUUGGAGAUUCAUGCUUUGGUUCCAUUUCAUCCCUUCAUACGCUAACUACGCUAAAUCUAGGUGGCGCUGAUGUUACUGAUGUUGGUCUGGCCGGAAGAGGGAAUUCACCCAUCACACGUUUGUGUCUCAGAAGCUGUAAGAGGAUAACCGACAGGGGGAUUUAUCUUUUAUUGAAUGGUGGAGGGACAAUUAACAAGACAUUGUCAGCCCUAGAUGUGGGAUAUCUUCCGGGAAUAUCCGAUGAGGCUAUUUUCACUAUUGCUAUGGUUGCGCGAAGUGUUACAGAACUGUGUAUUAGGUAUUGCUUUUUUGUGACCGAUGCAUCGUUGAAAGCAUUGGCUUCAGGGAGAAGGUUGGAAGAUGGGGAAAAACUGAUUCGGAGGCUUGAUCUUUUUCGCUGCCAUGGGUUGUCUGUUAAAGCAUUAGGGUUGCUGAAGAAGCCUUUGUUCCGUGGUUUACAGUGGCUUGGUGUUGGGGAUACUCAUUUGACUAGCAAGGGAGAGAAUUUGUUGACUCAGAUUUGCAAGGAACGACCUUGGCUGACUGUGUGUAGGGAUGGAUGUGAAAUGGGAUGUCAUGAUGGAUGGCAAUUUCACAAAUUUGAUUGUCGUUAAUUUUUAUGUACUUUCUUCCCCAAAACCCUUCUUGAUAGGUGUUGACUUGGCGCCAUGGCAAGUGCUAUUCACCUCCAACUUGUAAAAUUGGUUUACUCACAUAAAUCAAUCUGUUGUGUACAUUUACGAACCCCCCCCC
Messenger RNA from Camellia sinensis, 2086 nucleotides. RefSeq names its product RNI-like superfamily protein. Gene Ontology annotation, cellular component: SCF ubiquitin ligase complex. Gene Ontology annotation, molecular function: protein binding. NCBI's taxonomy places the organism in Eukaryota, Viridiplantae, Streptophyta, Magnoliopsida, Ericales, Theaceae. The record is from RefSeq and is a predicted model, not a curated record. Gene Ontology annotation, biological process: SCF-dependent proteasomal ubiquitin-dependent protein catabolic process.